Molecule: messenger RNA, 575 nt
Organism: Ectocarpus sp. CCAP 1310/34
Lineage: Eukaryota; Phaeophyceae; Ectocarpales; Ectocarpaceae
Source: the annotation of a GenBank genome assembly
CUCUGGCGAAAGAGACGGUUUGUGUCGAGAAGGUGGUUCUCCGGCACAAACUGCACACCGGUUCGGCCUCUUGUUUUUGCUCUGCCUGUCGCGUGCAUGAGUACGAGCGGUGCUAUACCAGGAGCAAGUACCCGGCCUGCGGCACGAAGCUCGAAGAGCAGGUAGUAGAGGAGACCGUCAUCAUGGUCACUGGUGUAGAUCCUGUGGUUGGGGUGGAUCCUGUGGUCGGGAGCAAAAAGAAGGCGAAGAAAAUUGUUUUCCGGAAGGGGGCGACCACCUGUCAGAUGGACAGGGUUACCGGUACACAGUUUGGGGUCUCACUCUGCGGUAGCAGCAAGUAGAUAUUACUGAGGGGCUGGGUGAUGGUGCGUUCAAAUCUUGGUUUGCGUUUUUGCUGUAAUUUUGUGAAGAUAAGCGCGUGGUUUGGUGGAGAUUGUGCGUGUUGCGACUUGUAAACUUGCAGUUUUUCUGUUGUGCUUCAAUCGGCGGCGGCGAGAAAAGUGUAACGUACAACACCCAUCAUAACUUUGUUCAGAAUGCGAGAAAAACAAUUACAACGACGGAUUCGUGAUCCC